Messenger RNA from Cervus elaphus (red deer), 1438 nucleotides. It is a transcript of the gene ESD, whose product is annotated as esterase D. Gene Ontology annotation, molecular function: S-formylglutathione hydrolase activity. The transcript has 12 exons. Gene Ontology annotation, cellular component: cytosol. Gene Ontology annotation, biological process: formaldehyde catabolic process. Bases 427 to 1287 code for a protein of 286 amino acids. The record is from RefSeq and is a predicted model, not a curated record. Lineage: Eukaryota; Metazoa; Chordata; Mammalia; Artiodactyla; Cervidae.
UCCCGCCGCCACCGGAGAUCUCUUCUUAGAACUGAAGUGAAACAUCUAUCAGACAAAUGACCCUUGGUGUGCAUCGCUACGUGCAUUUCUGUUUGUUCCUGUGUUGCACUCACUCCACCACCAUUCCUAAGCCCAGUCAGUUUUCUCACCAGCUCAUGUUUUCUAGCCAGUCAGCCCAGUGUCCUUAAGUUCAUAUCUCUUCCCUUCUUUAUCCAACCUGCAUGACAAGUUUGACCUGCAGCUCAGGAUCAUCUACCCUUUGCUACGGACCAAAAAGCAAGUAGUAAUUGGACAGGACAGCCAUGUGCUUUACUGGCUGGUUUGUUUUAAAAGGAGAAAUGCUGAUGUGAAGGUUGUGCAGCACUUUUCUGAAAUACUCCGCUAGGAUGAGUAAUUUGAUCUGGUUUAACAUAUAGGAAAGUGCCUAUGCUGAGAAGAAUGGCAUUGAAACAGGUUUCCAGCAGCAAGUGCUUUGGCGGACUGCAGAAAGUUUUUGAACAUGACAGUGUUGAACUGAAGUGCAAAAUGAAAUUUGCUGUCUAUUUACCACCAAAGGCAGAAACUGGAAAAUGCCCUGUGCUAUAUUGGCUGUCUGGUUUAACUUGCACAGAACAAAAUUUUAUAUCAAAAUCUGGUUAUCAUCAAGCUGCUUCAGAACAUGGCCUUGUCGUCGUUGCUCCAGAUACCAGCCCUCGUGGCUGCAAUAUUAAAGGAGAGGAGGACAGCUGGGACUUUGGCACGGGUGCUGGCUUUUAUGUCGAUGCUACUGAAGAUCUUUGGAAAACUAACUAUAGAAUGUACUCUUACGUAACAAAGGAGCUUCCCCAACUCAUAAAUGACAAUUUUCCAGUGGACCCCCAAAGGAUGUCUGUGUUCGGCCACUCUAUGGGGGGCCACGGAGCUCUGAUUUGUGCUUUGAAGAAUCCUGGAAAAUACAAAUCUGUGUCAGCAUUUGCGCCACUCUGCAACCCAGUGCUCUGCCGUUGGGGCAAAAAAGCCUUCACCGGGUACUUGGGAACAGAUCAAAGUAAAUGGGAGGCUUAUGAUGCUACCUGUCUUGUGAAGUCCUAUCCAGGUUCUCAGCUGGAUAUACUAAUUGAUCAAGGGAAGGAGGACGAGUUCCUUUCCGAUGGACAGUUACUUCCUGAUAACUUCAUAGCUGCCUGUACAGAAAAGAAAAUCCCUGUUGUUUUCAGAUUACAAGAGGGUUAUGAUCAUAGCUACUACUUUAUUGCAACCUUUAUUGCUGAUCACAUCAGACAUCAUGCAAAAUACCUGAAUGCAUGAAAAACUUCAGAUAAGAAAACCUCUUCAGGAUUAUAAAAAUGUAAUAAACAGAAUUGCAAGGAAAUGAGAUUUUAAAACUUUGGAUUUCAUAAUGCUAAAAAUGCUUCAUUCUGUAGUUGAAUCACCCUCUGAAUAAAUAUAUCACACCUGC